AUGGCUCAACCUCGUAGAAAUCGUGCGCGGGGGUUCGAUUUCGACGAAGAAGAAGCAGAACGAGAAGAGCAUCAGCUCGACCAACUCUUGCAAGAGUUCGAGAACGAGCCGGCGGUUGUCCACGACCAGGUGCCGAAGACCGAUGACAAAGUAGAGGAAGAUGGUCGAGAGUUAAUGCAGACGCAUAUAACUCGUGGUGAUGGGCAUUUAUACGAUAAUCAGACCUUCUUCAAUGGAGUUGCUUUCAAGGAUCGAGUUCUCCACUAUGCUCUUCGAACCAGGUACAAUAUCAGGCAGUAUAGGUAUGAUAAAGACAAGAUUGGUUUCGAUUGUCUGGGUGUAGAUGGUAAUGAAGAACCUUGUCAUUGGCAAAUAUAUGCUUCGAUCCUUCCAAAAGAUAAAAUUUGGAGAGUUAGGAAGUUUAUAGAGGAGCAUACAUGUGAGAGAAAUGGAGUGUGUGAGAUGGUGAAGGUCCCUGUGAUAGCUAGGAGGACAGCUUUGAGGUGGAUUGACAGUGAGUAUGAGUAUCAGUUUGCACGUCUUAGGGAUUACGCAGCAGAGAUAGUAGAGUCUAAUCCUGGCUCAUCUGUGGAAGUGGAGUCAUUCCAGAAUGCUGCAGGUGAAGAAGUGUUCCACCGGUUCUAUGUUUGCUUUGACGUGCUUCGGAAGACAUGGAAAGAUAGUUGUAGGCCAUUGAUAGGGCUUGAUGGUUGCUUCUUGAAAGAGAGAGUGAAGGGGCAGUUGUUGGUUGCUUUAGGUAGAGAUGCAGACAAUGGUAUCUAUCCGAUCGUAUGGGGUGUUGUAGAGGUGGAGAAUAAUGAUAAUUGGCAAUGGUUUGUGAAGAAGCUCAAGGUUGAUUUAGGUCUUGAAGAUGGUGAUGGGUACAUCGCUGUUUCAGACCUCCACCAUGGUUUAAUCAGGGCUAUCAAGAUAGAGUUACCAAAGAUGGAGCAUCGAAAGUGUGUAAGACACAUCUAUGGCAAUUUGAAGAAGAAACAUGGGGGCAAAACAAGGAUGAAGAGCUUUAUCUGGAAACUAGCAUGGAGCUACAAUGAAGCAAAGUUUCAAGUCAACUUGGACAAAAUUAGAAACUAUGACACUGGUGUCUAUGAUGAUGUUAUGUCUACAAGUCCUAGGAGUUGGUGCAGAGCUUUCUACAAGCUUGGACCUUGCUGUGAAGAUGUUGAAAACAACUCGACAGAGUCUUUCAACAGCUCCAUCAACAAGGCAAGAGAGAAGCCCUUUAUCCCUAUGCUAGAAACCAUAGCAAGACAAGCUAUGGCACGGAUAGCCGUGAGAUCCCGAAUCUCUCAUGACCACAAAGGUAAGUGUACCCCAUAUGUGGAGAAGAAACUAGCUAAGAUGCUUGUAGAUAAGCCGCAUAAACAUGGAGCAAGAAAGUGUGUGGUGACUAAGAGUGUGAAAGGCUACUAUGAGUCACGGCUUAAUGGUCAAUGCCAUACAGUCAGCUUGGAGAAUAGGACUUGCUCUUGCAGGAAGUGGGAGAUAACGGGAAUUCCAUGCAAGCAUGCUUAUGGAGUGAUGUUGAAGUAUGGUCUUGAUCCUCUGGACUACGUCUGUCAUUGGUUCCGCUCAGGUAUGUGGAGAAGAAACUACUCAGAUGGACUCGUUCCAGUCAGAGGUUGUAGGUUCUGGCCAGAGACAAAUGCUCCGGAUGUGCAUGUUCCUCCUGAGAAAGAAAAACCAGGGGAAGAAGCAGCUGAAGAAGGCCAAGAACCUGGAAACGAAACGAAGAAGAAGAAGAAGAGGCUCACAAAGGCAGAGAAGACAAGGAAAAAGGGUGUUAAUGAGUCUCUAACAAAGAAGCAGCGGAAAGAGAAACAGAGGAUUAUGCAUUGCGGAGUUUGUGGUGAGGCUAAUCACAAUUCAAGGCAUCAUGCGAAGGAUAAGGAUGCUCCAAGGGUUAGUAAUCUUUAA
Microthlaspi erraticum is the source of this 1938-nucleotide messenger RNA. Lineage: Eukaryota; Viridiplantae; Streptophyta; Magnoliopsida; Brassicales; Brassicaceae. The record is from the annotation of a GenBank genome assembly.